Molecule: messenger RNA, 2087 nt
Organism: Odontomachus brunneus
Lineage: Eukaryota; Metazoa; Arthropoda; Insecta; Hymenoptera; Formicidae
Product: probable serine/threonine-protein kinase kinX
Exons: 4
Coding region: 101-1420 (439 amino acids)
Source: RefSeq, a predicted model, not a curated record
UUCAUCUGUAAUGCGUUAAUCUUAUCAGGCUGCGAAAUAAUACAUUAAUUCGAGACGAAAUAUCGCAUAAAAUUUCAAAAUAUUCAACGAGGUCGGUAUAAUGUACAAGUGUUCUAAAAACUGUUCUACAGUAAAAAAACAGAUACGUGACGCAAUCGCAGAAGCACCUUGGUUGUUGGAUGAAGUUUCCCUGCAGAGGAAGGUUGCGGAUCCUAAACUUCAUGUCACGAGAGACAUACUAAGACGAGACGAACCAGAACGUGUGAUUGAGCCAGCAGCAGAGUUGGAAGGUAUCCAGGAACCGAAAAUUGUGCAAGAAACUUUAAUAGUUCAAGAACCGAUUGUUAUCUCCGAGAAGUUAAUAAAACGGGAUGACGAGGAAGUCGAUUUCGUUGAAGAAAGAGAGCUGGUCGCCAAGAGAAUCACGGUAGAAGAAGACACAAUCGACGAGGACGAAAUCGAUCAGAUAAUACCACCAACGAAACAACGAGACGAAUCGGAACGCGUGAUCAAACCUGUGGAUGUCCAAGAACCAAGAGCUAUUCAAGAAACAUUGGUCGUAGAACAACCAAUUGUUAUUCCAACAGAUUAUGUUGACGAUCAGAUCGAGGUGGCCGAGACAAGGAAACCAGUUGUCGAUGAAACCAUAAUAGAGCGAACAAAUCAAAUUCCGGUGACAAAUGAGAAAGCCGAGGCCAUCGAGACCGAAAUCAUCGAUCAGACGAUAACACCAGCAAAAUUCGCAUUAGAGCAAAAGGUGGAUGUGGCGGAUGUGGAUGUGGUGGAGGUGGAAACUCGACUUCCGCAGGACGCGCCGACGAGGCAACGUCGAGAGAAAGAGGAAGACGACGAUUAUGGCGAAUUUAUCGACGAAGAAUUGCAGAAAUCUCUACCCACCGCGACCGCGAAGCAGAUUGCAGAGGAGGAGGAAGAGGAGGUGGAGGAAGUAAAAACGGUACGUCGGGAGAAGAUUCCUAUUAGGGAUGUGGAAGUCGAUCGCAAAGAGUUCACUGGACCAUCGGUGCCCGAAAGAUUUGAUCGCGUAGAAGUAGAAGAUAGAAUAGAGACUCCUGUUGCUUUGACGAUGGAAGAUGUGUCGCGUGAGCCUGAUCGCGUGUCUGCACCUGCACCUGCAAUAGCGGAGGAUGUCUGCGACGACACGUGCCCGCUGAUAAACCAACAAAAAGAGCGCAUUAUGCGCAAAUUGGAGGAACGGCAGAGGAUCGUAGAUCAUUAUUAUCUGACGAAGGGCUUCAGCUAUUUCGAGGACGUGUGCACGUGCUCGCUGGCUUGCGUACUGUACACCCUGAGCAGAGAUCAGUUCGUGAGGAGCAUAUUCGCGUCUCUCGCUUUGUUCGCGGUUGGACUGAAGCUGUGCUCCGAGCUGGAUGCAUGGGAGAUGCCAAGCCGCGUUUCAUAAAGCCAAACAUUGAUGUCAGACGUCGUGUAAUGAGACUCUCCUUCUCCUAAAAUCGUGACUGUCGUAUUUCAAAAUAAACGGGACGUCUUUUUAGCCGCACGAUAUAUGCAUUAACACAACGAUCGUUUCAUUUUUAUUUAAUGCGAAAUCUGUUCUUCGGAAAAAAAAGAUUUGCCAAUGUCUAUUUCCACUAAGGUAGACGAACAUACAAAUCGAAAUUUUAUGUACUACUAACUAUGUAUAAAUCAGAACUGGAAAGUAAUGCGCAUUGUCGUUAGAAGUCGUUUUCCCAAUAAUGACUUGAUACUAUUUUUUUUUCUUUAAUAACGAUUACAAUAAGGCAAUUAUGUUUUUUGGCAAACAGUAACAAGUUAACUAAAUAAACGAAUAAUUGUUACUUAUCGUUAUUAAUAAUCCUUACUAAUAAUCAUUACUUUUGUUAUUUUAUACAUGUAAAGUACAUAUAUAUAAAGUUGAGUAAUAGCAUAAUGUAAAUAAUAAAAAAACCUUCAAAACUUGAUAAAAGAACAGUAUCAGAAAAUGUAACAACUCAUCACUGUUUGACUAAUGAUAACAAGUUAUUUUUUACGAAAUUAGUAACGGCAACAAUAACUAGUUACCUUUUUUAAGAACGAUUUGAAACUAUUUUCUUUUUUUUUUUUUAAGG